AUGGCUGGAAACCCCCUGAGGCACAACCAGAACCUUUAUUACCAGUACCAUCAGGACCAGGGGCACACUACGGAGGAUUGCAAGAAUUUGUGGGACCAUUUGGACCAGCUAGUCCGAGAAAGGAAGCUGAAACAGCUGUUGCACCAUUCCAAUGGCCGGGGGGGCCAAACAAAUUCAAAACCCAGGAAGGAUGAUUCUUCAAGACUGCCCUUGGGAAUGAUCAAUGUCAUCUUCAUUGCUCUCGGUAGGACCCGUUCUUGUCCUUCUAGAGUGAUGUCUGUAACUCGAUUUCCCUCCGAAAGAAAUAAUUUGGAGCCUAAAAGAGCCAGAAUAGAAAUCCAACCCGUCCUGGGCUUCUCAAACGAGGAUAAGAUCGGAACCAUCCAACACCAUAAUGAUACUUUGGUGGUCACACUUAGGAUAGGGAGAUAUGAUGUGAAGAGAGUGUUAGUAGAUCAGGGUAGCGCUGUCAAGAUCAUGUACCCCAACCUAUACAAGAGGCUGAGGUUAAAACCCGAGAACCUGACAACCUACAAUUCCCUUCUGGUUAGUUUCGAAGGGAAAACUGUUAUUCCAAAAGGCCAGAUUAGACUACCUAUACAGAUUGGUUCAGAAGUGAUGGAGAUAGACUUCAUCGUGGUGGAUGCCUAUUCCCUCUACAUGGCUAUUGUGGCCAGACCUUAG
Molecule: messenger RNA, 684 nt
Organism: Quercus robur (English oak)
Lineage: Eukaryota; Viridiplantae; Streptophyta; Magnoliopsida; Fagales; Fagaceae
Exons: 1
Coding region: 1-684 (227 amino acids)
Source: RefSeq, a predicted model, not a curated record